Messenger RNA from Erpetoichthys calabaricus (reedfish), 2369 nucleotides. It is a transcript of the gene tcp11l2, whose product is annotated as t-complex 11, testis-specific-like 2. The coding region runs from base 163 to 1737 and encodes 524 amino acids. The record is from RefSeq and is a predicted model, not a curated record. Gene Ontology annotation, biological process: signal transduction. Lineage: Eukaryota; Metazoa; Chordata; Cladistia; Polypteriformes; Polypteridae. The transcript is spliced from 10 exons.
UAUAAAUAGUAGCGUGUAAAGCCAGCUGGGGAGAUUAAGACUACCAAGAAGUGACAUUUAUUGGACCUGUAAUUGUCAUCGACCCAGUUAAAAGCAGAAACGUCGGAUUUAGCUGCGGUUUGCACACUUGCCUCUUUCAGCAGAGUUUUAAAGCUCAUUAAGAUGCCGCUAAAUGAUGAACGACCCUCCGUUUCUGUUAGUGAUGACCAGGGCAGUGACACGGAAUCCUCAGAAAGAUGUGAUAGCAUGGCUUCCUCAAAUGAUUUUGAGAGUUCACGACAGAGUUUCACUAGUGAUUCCUCAAGCAAAGUUGGCUCACCAGCCUCAAGCCCUCCCAAAGUGGUUGCAUUUGAUGAAAUUAUGGCAUGUUCCAAAAACCUGUGUAACUUGCGUCUUGCUCAUGAAAUUGUUGUUAAUGGUGAUUUCCAAGUGGAACAACCUGAACUACCUCAAAACAGUUUAGAGAGAAAAGUUAAGGAAAUUGUGCAUAAAGCUUUCUGGGAUAAGUUGGAAAAAGACCUAAUGGAAGAUCCACCAGAAUAUGAACAUGCCAUUCGUCUUGUUGAAGAAAUUAAAGAGAUUUUAUUGUCAUUUCUGAAUCCUGGUGCCAACAGGAUUCGCAGUCAAAUCUGUGAAGUUCUGGAUAUAGAUCUCUUGCGCCAGCAAGCUGCUAAUGAUGCUGUGGAUAUUUGUGGAAUUGCAAACUACAUCAUAACAGUUAUGGAAAAGCUCUGUGCACCAAUACGAGACAGUGAUGUCAAAAAGCUAAGAGAGAUCUCCGACAUUGUUUUAUUGUUCAAAGAGAUUUUCCACGUAUUGGAAUUGAUGAAAACUGAUAUGGUAAACUUUACCAUCUGGAGUGUUCGGCCCCACCUUCAACAGCAUUCAAUCGAAUUUGAGAGAGAAACAUUUCAGGCUAUCUUGGACAAAACUCCUAGUGCUCUCGACCAUGCAACUGAAUGGAUAAAGGAGUCCAUUGAUGAGCUAAUGGUAUCAAAACCCUGUGUUAGCCAAUGUGGAUCACUUGUUGAAAACAGUAAAACUAGUCUUCCUAGUCCAAUUGCAGUCCUAAAUAGAGGUUAUGUGAAACUUUUGGACUGGGACCAUGGCAAGAAAGCAAUUCCUGAGACAUUAAUGGCUGAUGAGGCUCGACUUAAGGACCUGCAAUAUAGAUUGGACCUGCUGAAGACUAUGGCAGCUAUACUGUUAAUUAUCUACAAUGUUGGAGGAGGACCAAUUUCAGGUAUCCCUAAACUAGCAGACCGGCUGAAAAGGGUCAUAAGGAUUCUUCUGGAAGGCAUGAACAGCCAAACAUUUAACUUGAAGGAUGCACUUGAAAACAUAAGUGCUCAGGUGUGCUCUGAACUCAACAAGUCGCUGACUGAACGAGGCUAUUCUGCACUUUCCUCGGAAGUUCAAGCUAGUCUUGCAGGGCAGAUUGGUACCAUCAGAAAUGAUGACAAUCCAGUUUUCAAUUUGAUUGAUGACAGAGUCCACGCUUACUUGACAAAUUUCCUCUCUUACCCUCUUGACUCCCGAAAUCGACUUGACGUUCCUGGAGGACUCUUGCUUAUCCAGGCAGAGCUUGAGACGUUAGGGGCCCAGUUUCUUGGCAUUGUGAACUUUAACAAACAGGUUUACAGUCCUUUUUAUGUCAAAAUUCUACGGAAGUUGCUUUUUCUUGAGUCACCCGAGGAAACUGCAAACCCUGCGCCAACUACUGUAAAAUCUGAAUGACCUAAAAACCAGUUAGCCUGCUUGAAUAAUUAAUGUUGUGCCAUUUCCUUGCAUGAAAAUGUACAUUAAUGACAUGUUUUGCUGUUUUUUAGCAACCUUAUGAAUAGGCCACAGUACCUUUUGCCUUCAUCUUGUUUACUGGGUGUGUUUUUUGUGUUUGGAGUGAAAAAUGCACGUUUCAAAAUUUAAUUCCAACCUAAAAGUAGCUGCAUUUUGAAGUGACUUCAACUUGUAACAAGUCAAAUGUCCAUUUUUAAGCUUGCUUUGGUUUUAAUUGCAUUUUAUUUGUAUAUAAAAAUGUAACAUUUAGAAGUUACUGUAAAUACUUGAAGGAGUUUUCUUGUAAAUGCACAAUAUUUUUAAUUGUGCAUAGCUGGGCAAUUGCAGUACAUUAAUAAUAAUAAUAAUAAUAAAAAUAAUACAUAGCACCUUUCCCAUGCUCAUGGUGCUUAAGUAACUUUCUUAGCCUUCACACAGGGAAAUAUUGUAGGGUCUCACUGUUUAAAUUAGGAUUUUGAAGUCUUUCAGUCUACCACAGCAGUACCUGGCUUUGUCACAGUCCAAAACUGUGGAGCUCAUUUUUAUAGCUCCCGUUUUUAUAUAUGUCAGAUCUGAUGCUCACAUUUGGGGGG